This is a messenger RNA of Selaginella moellendorffii, 2257 nucleotides long. Its product is annotated as ferric reduction oxidase 7, chloroplastic-like. Gene Ontology annotation, cellular component: plasma membrane. Bases 95 to 2218 code for a protein of 707 amino acids. Gene Ontology annotation, molecular function: oxidoreductase activity. The record is from RefSeq and is a predicted model, not a curated record. The transcript is spliced from 8 exons. Lineage: Eukaryota; Viridiplantae; Streptophyta; Lycopodiopsida; Selaginellales; Selaginellaceae.
CUGCAUACUUAUUUUGACUCUCGCGCUUGUUCUACAUCGCGCUUGGCAAAAAAAAUCUAAAUCCUUUGCCAUAGAACAAAAAGUUUCCAGGAAGAUGGGAGCUUCGAUUCGUGGAUUCGUCUUCAAGUUCUUCAUGUUCUUGGUGUUCGCUGGCUGGAUUCUCGUGUGGAUCAUGUCUCCAACAUCAGCGUUCUUCACCCAUUUCUCGGGGCCGAUUGCCGAGCGUGUUUCUCUCAAAUCCUACGGACAAACUGGAGUUUACACGCUCAUCUACACAGCUCCGGUUCUCUUCAUGGCAUUCAUCGCAGCGCUCUACCUGAGCCACACCAAGAAGCACACGAACACCAACGAGGGAUUGAGAAAGUUUCUCAAAGUUAAUCCGUGGACUUAUCCGGUUUUUCUCCGAGGACCACUGGCACUGAUUUCUCUCGCCGAGCUCGCGCUUCUCACAGCUUCCAUUGCCUUAUACACAUGGACUCUUGCAAAGUACAUGAAGGGCUCUUUCGAUAGGAUCAAUGUCCCUUUCGACUGGAUGGGAAGGCCUAUAACACUGGGACCACUAUGGGAACGAAAGUUCAACAUUGUUGGAAAAGUCUUUGGUAUGACUGGAGCCGUCCCUUUUGCGUUUCUCUUCUUCCCAGUCGCGCGGCUCUCUUCACUCUUCCGGCUGAUAAACAUACCAUUCGAGCAUGCCGUGCGGUACCACAUUUGGACGGGGCAUAUCACGAUGUUCCUCUGGACUGUCCAUGGCUUGGUUUAUAUCCUCUACUGGACAAUGGCAAACAAAUCACAAGAGCUUGUAAGGUGGCACAAGAUCGACAUAAGUGGGCUUACUGGAUUGUUUACUUGGAUCGUCGGCCUUCUGAUGUGGGGGACUUCUCUAGCUCCAGUCCGGAAGCACAGAUUCGAGCUCUUUUACCACACACACCAGCUUUACUUUGUCUUCAUCGUUGGCUUUGCUCUUCACCUCGGGGAGGGAUGGCUCGCCAUUGUUAUCGCCGGAGUGUUUCUCUUCUUCAUCGAUAGACUCUUCCGGUUCUUGCAAUCGAUGAGGCACGUUGAGGUGGUCUCGGCGAAAGUCAUCUCUCCAGAAACUCUGGAGCUCACUCUCGCUAAAGUUCCUGAUUUGAAGUACCCGGCCGCAAGUGUGAUCUUUCUCAACUUGCCAGCCAUCUCGAGAUUGCAGUGGCAUCCUUUCACUGUUACAUCAUGCUCAACUGUGGACGUGGAUCGAAUUACUAUUUUCGUGAAAUGCAGUGGAAGCUGGACCUGCAAACUCAAGUCGCUGCUCGAUCAGGAGCGUCUCAACGAGAACUCACACAACUAUCCCGUACACUUUGAAGCAGCAGUUGAAGGUCCUCAUGGUCACGAGCUGGAUCAUCUUCAUGCAUAUCCAACUUUGAUCUUCGUGGCCGGAGGAAGUGGAGUCGGACCAUUCAUCUCAAUCCUUAAGGACUUGCUCUACAAAGUCCACAACAAGCUCAGGCUUGCACCAAAGAAAAUCGUUUUCAUUCUGGCAGUCAAGUUCUCCGAGGAGCUCCAGAUUCUACAUUCCAUCUCACCUUCUUCCAUCGCUCCCGAUUUCUCCGCUGCGGAUUUCUUGGAACUUCAUGCUUAUGUCACUCGUGAGAGCGAAAGUGAUCUCGAAUCCCCCGUCAAGUUGAACGAGCUCGAUCAUAAGUCCGUCAUCCAUUUCGCGGGACGCGCGGCAUCGUCUGGAAAUCCAAACGCGAAGAAAGUUAGAGCAGUGGCAAAGACAUUUGGCUACAAGCUGUAUGCAGCAACAAUCCUGGCAUCGUUCGCAGGAUACAUGCUCAUCGCGGGACUGGUGCACCGCUUCUACAUCUAUCCGAUGGAUCACAAUACGUACCAAGUUUGCUCGAUAUCGGGUAGAGGAUUUGCGUCGCUUCUGGAGUACGUGGUCGCCAUUUGUGCCUUUGGUGGUGGAACUAUCCUCCUGUGGAACUGGUCCAAGUCGAGACGAGACUCUAAUCUUGUAGACGCGCCAGUGAUAGACCCAAGCUCGACGAAAAUGAGACCAAGCAAAGUGGUUUAUGGAAGACGCCCGGAUUUCCAAGAGAUCUUCUCUGAGCACGCAAGCAAAAACAAGGAAUGCACUGGAGUCUUCGCUUGUGGACCCGAGGGAAUGCAAAGGAAUGUGGGUUUCCAGUGCCGAGAUCACAAGCUCAACUUCCACCCAUUAAACUUUGAGCUCUAAACUUUUCUUUUUGGAAUAAAAAAGGAACAAAGAUGAGUA